Molecule: messenger RNA, 350 nt
Organism: Leptomonas pyrrhocoris
Lineage: Eukaryota; Euglenozoa; Kinetoplastea; Trypanosomatida; Trypanosomatidae
Exons: 1
Coding region: 123-350 (75 amino acids)
Source: RefSeq, a predicted model, not a curated record
GAAAGAAAACGAAAAUACCCGAACCCCACACGUCUCGUAUCGCUUUUCCCGUUUUGUAGUCAGACAUAUUGUUUUUUGAACUUUUUCCUUCGUCCGUGUUGCAGUUCUCGGUUCCGGCUGUCAUGUCUGCCUCCGCCUCGCCAACAUCCCCAGCCCCCUCGGCUACUGGGCAGCGAGUGACGCUGAGUGCGAAGCAGGCAACGGCCAGCGAAACGGCCGAUCCCGCAGCUGCCGAGGUGAUUCGUGUCUCCCUGUUUCCAGAGCGUGUGGUGAUGCUCCGCAGCGCCGGUGACGUGUCCCCCGGUUGGAACGGCGUGGUGGCGCAAGACUGCCGCCGCAAGAAGUCGUAA